Molecule: messenger RNA, 1659 nt
Organism: Leptonychotes weddellii (Weddell seal)
Lineage: Eukaryota; Metazoa; Chordata; Mammalia; Carnivora; Phocidae
Source: RefSeq, a predicted model, not a curated record
UCCACACCAGUCCUUCCCAGCUGUCCUUGGCCGCACGUCUGUAGCUUGGCCCGGUCCGUUGCUGCCUGGGCCCCAGAUGGCCCUGCCUGUGUCUCCAUGUGCUUCCCGCUGCCCUGGGGUCCCCAGUCCAGACUGAUGGGUAGCUCCGGCCCACACAUACCUCAUGACCCAGGGAACAUAGGACCAUGGCCCCCCAGGCUGCCUACAAAAUAGCUGUCAGGUGAGUCCUCUGCGUAGGCCUGGGUUCUGCCUCCUACUCAGAUGACUGCUGCGGCCAGAUGAGCCCCAUCUGGGGAUCUUCCAGCCAGAACCUUAACGUGUCAGAGAAAAGUAGGCCUGCCCCCGGAUUUGAAGCCAGCGUGGGGCAUGAUCCCCCUGCAGGUUCCCCAGGCUCAGACCUUUGGCUCCAGCCCUCUGGGUGGAAGCAUCCCUUCCUCCUAAUUUCUGGAAAGAGGCUGUGGGGAAGGGAGCCCCAGGACAGAGACUGGCCACGAUCCCUGUUCAGCGCAGGUCCCUUUGCCCACCGACUGUCCUCCUGAGUGAGUUGGGCAGAUGAGCCAACAGAAUGGGCAGCAGAGUUGCCGCUUUGUGUUGAGCCUCUGCUGGUCAGCCACGAAAGGAGAGAAAGAACCCCUCCAUUGUGUAGCAGGUUCCUCCAGCCUUCCCUCAACAGCCGCCUUCCAGAGGGUGCAAGGGGCGGGGUCUGAGGGCGGCAUGGUACCUGCGUCUUGCAGGUGUGAUUCCUCCAAUGGUCACGUCCCAUGUGACACACGUAUGGGCCCGGGACCUUCCCUGGGCCCCUUCUAGCCGGGCAUACCCGUUCUUGCCUGCGUGAACAGAACCUAACCCCGUGUGUGCAGGGGGUCUCCUGGGGGUCCGCUCCCUGCCAGCUCUGGGCCUGCGAGUGAGCGUGCGUGCCCUGUGUCUGUCUGCCUGGGCGUCCCAUGUUGGUUGCCAGUGGGAAAUGCUUAGGGGCAAGGUGGAGUUGGGUCGCCUGGCUUCGGGCUGGAGGUGUCCCUGCCAUGGUCCCUCUUCCUUACUGGGGACAGGGGCCCUGGCCACUGCACAGGGGUGGGCCGGGCGGGGCGGCAGGCGUUGUCCUCUGAGCGACACCCUCCCCCCCAGGUGAUCCGCAGGGGCUGGCUGACCAUCAACAACAUCAGCCUGAUGAAGGGCGGCUCCAAGGAGUACUGGUUUGUGCUGACCGCGGAGUCUCUAUCCUGGUACAAAGAUGAGGAGGAGAAGGAGAAGAAGUACAUGCUGCCUCUGGACAACCUUAAAAUCCGCGAUGUGGAGAAAGGCUUCAUGUCCAACAAGCAUGUCUUCGCCAUCUUCAACACGGAGCAGAGGAACGUCUACAAGGACCUUCGGCAGAUUGAGUUGGCCUGUGACUCCCAGGAGGACGUGGACAGCUGGAAGGCCUCGUUCCUCCGAGCCGGGGUCUACCCCGAGAAGGACCAGGCAGAAAAUGAGGAUGGAGUCCAGGAGAACACUUUCUCCAUGGACCCGCAACUCGAGCGGCAGGUGGAGACCAUCCGCAACCUGGUGGACUCCUAUGUGGCCAUCAUCAACAAGUCCAUCCGCGACCUCAUGCCAAAGACCAUCAUGCACCUCAUGAUCAACAAUACCCCACCGGAAGAGAUGUACCUUCCAAGCUGA